Neltuma alba is the source of this 1374-nucleotide messenger RNA. Its product is annotated as THO complex subunit 3. Gene Ontology annotation, cellular component: THO complex part of transcription export complex. Lineage: Eukaryota; Viridiplantae; Streptophyta; Magnoliopsida; Fabales; Fabaceae. Gene Ontology annotation, biological process: mRNA export from nucleus. The transcript has 11 exons. Gene Ontology annotation, molecular function: protein binding. The record is from RefSeq and is a predicted model, not a curated record. Bases 196 to 1137 code for a protein of 313 amino acids.
AAGUUUUGGGCAAGGUCAAUUUUUGUCUAAUUUGGUUUAGACCCAAACUUCUGAAAUACUUUACGAAAUAAUGCUUUUUGUUCCGGCUGGAAAAUAACGGCAUCUGCAAUCCCUACUCUGCUGCACUGUAACCAUUUCAAUUUUUCGGAAUUUUCCUGUUAAGCCUAAAGGUGUUCCAGAUUCGUUGGUUUGGCGAUGGAAGAAAAGCUCCCAUUUAAGAAUCUACAUAGCAGAGAGUACUCAGGCCACAAAAAGAAGGUGCACUCAGUGGCCUGGAAUUGCACUGGCACAAAGCUUGCUUCUGGUUCUGUGGACCAAACUGCUCGAGUAUGGUAUAUUGAGCCACACGGACAUGGUAAGGUCAAAGACAUUGAAUUGAAGGGUCACACUGAUAGUGUGGAUCAGCUAUGUUGGGAUCCCAAACAUGCUGAUCUGAUUGCAACUGCAUCUGGAGACAAGACUGUUCGUUUGUGGGAUGCUCGUAGUGGAAAGUGCUCGCAACAGGCAGAACUUACUGGGGAGAAUAUUAACAUCACCUACAAACCUGAUGGGACUCACGUAGCUGUAGGUAAUAGGGAUGAUGAGUUGACAAUACUGGACGUACGGAAGUUUAAACCAAUUCAUAGACGCAAGUUCAGUUAUGAGGUGAAUGAGAUUGCCUGGAACAUGACAGGAGAGAUGUUCUUUCUAACAACAGGAAAUGGGACUGUCGAAGUAUUGGCUUACCCAUCUCUGCGGCCCCUGGAUACCCUCAUGGCACAUACUGCUGGUUGUUAUUGCAUUGCUAUUGAUCCAGUGGGAAGAUAUUUUGCCGUUGGAAGUGCUGAUUCCCUAGUCAGCCUGUGGGAUAUCUCUGAGAUGCUCUGUGUGCGUACCUUUACAAAGCUUGAAUGGCCUGUGAGGACAAUUAGUUUCAAUUAUACCGGUGAUUAUAUUGCAUCUGCUAGUGAAGACUUGUUCAUUGAUAUAUCGAAUGUGCACACGGGACGAACGGUGCAUCAGAUUCCAUGUAGGGCUGCCAUGAACAGCGUGGAGUGGAAUCCCAAAUACAAUUUACUUGCAUAUGCUGGUGAUGACAAAAACAAGUACCAGGCUGAUGAAGGUGUUUUUCGAAUUUUUGGCUUUGAAAGUGCCUAGUCUUCACCGAAGGCGCAUAUUUAGCUUUUUUUUGUUUUGUUUUGUUUUGGUUUUGUUGUUGCUGUUUUUGUCUUACAGUUCGAGUGUUAUUUAACUCGCACGGCGAGCAACAAUAGUAAAUUAUGUCAGCCUUUGCUUUUUGACCCUUUUUGGGGUCGAUACGAGAUUGAGAGUUUGAUGAUCAAAGUUGAAUUCCCAAGUUAAUGACAAACCAAACGUAGUAAAAUUUCAAUUCAA